Pseudophryne corroboree (corroboree frog) is the source of this 755-nucleotide messenger RNA. RefSeq lists its product as uncharacterized. Gene Ontology annotation, biological process: adaptive immune response. Gene Ontology annotation, molecular function: signaling receptor activity. The transcript is spliced from 4 exons. The coding region runs from base 8 to 748 and encodes 246 amino acids. The record is from RefSeq and is a predicted model, not a curated record. NCBI's taxonomy places the organism in Eukaryota, Metazoa, Chordata, Amphibia, Anura, Myobatrachidae. Gene Ontology annotation, cellular component: membrane.
AUUUGAAAUGAUCAGUCACUUUCACAGCAAUGUAGAUGAGAGCCACAAAUUCUAUAAUCCAGAAGUCAAAAGCUCAACUGAAAUGAUAUUGAAGACGUUUUUUUUACUGCUGGCCCCUGUCCUGGCUUUAGAAACAUGCAUCAAAGGUGCUUCAAAUGUUAUAAAGCAACAUCCUAAACGCAUAUUUGUUAAUUCUGGUGAAACUGCCAUCAUUAACUGCACCGUGACAAAGCAGAUGCAAAUUAUAGGCAUUUAUCUAAGAAAACGUUUCACAAGAAUAAUGUACAUCAACGAUUCUAAUAAAUGUAUACUAGAAAACAAUUAUGAGGAUCGCUUGACAUGUUCUGGGUCGGUUACAAACUUCAGUGUAACCUUAAGGAAUCUGACAGAAGAUGACACUGAUUUUUAUCUGUGUGAUGGAGCAGGAAACACCGAGGAUAUCUAUGGAGAAGGAACUUUGCUUAUUGUGCAUGCGGCAUUAGAAAAUUAUGUUAAAAAAGAAGAAAAUUAUACAGACACUGUCACUGGGAAUUCACUUCAAUUUGUUCAUGUGCCAUAUAUCAUCACAAUUUUAAUUCUGUUUAUUCUCUUGGCUGUUUCUUUGGUGUUUAUCAAAUUCAAGAUAUCUAAGAAAAAACAAAGCUUCAAUCAAAACACGUAUGUGGAUAUGACACAAACCCUCCGUCGAAACACAAUGGGAAAUUCAAUCAUGUACACGAAAUAUCCAAAUAAAGCUAUUGCUUGUUAAUGUGAAA